AUGUUUGGUUGGCAACAUUGUUUUUGCCUUCGCGCUCUCUCUCAAUGGAGAGUCGAUGCAUUCGUUAACAGUGUCAAGAAACUUCAACGAAGAGAAAUCUGCUCUAAGCCACACCGUGCUUUCUCCAUCAGCGAUGCCCAGGAGCAUUUCCGUAACAUCCGAUUGCAGAAGAAAUAUGAUACUUAUGAUCCAAAAGGACAUUGCUUGAUGGUAUUACCGUGUCUGAGGAAGAGAUCAAAGAUUAUAGAGAUUGUUGCUGCACAAGACAUUGUUUUUGCUCUUGCCCAAUCUGGUGUACAUGCAACAUUGAGUCGAGAUUGA
Messenger RNA from Hibiscus syriacus, 321 nucleotides. RefSeq lists its product as uncharacterized. The record is from RefSeq and is a predicted model, not a curated record. Lineage: Eukaryota; Viridiplantae; Streptophyta; Magnoliopsida; Malvales; Malvaceae. Bases 1 to 321 code for a protein of 106 amino acids. The transcript has 4 exons.